AUUGCUGCCAUAUUUAAUUUCAACUUGUUCCUGUGGUGUAUUUUGGUCCUGUUCCUGUACAUUCUGGUGCUGCAUUUUUCUUUUUUCUAGACUCUUCGUUUUGUUUUGAAAUGCAGUUUAUGUUCGUAUCGUGGUUACCAUUUUUUUCUUUCUCAAAAUGCAUGAGUUUGUAUUUGGUAGUACUCCUAGUUGCUAACUCUUGAAUGCUCCUGCCUGUCUGUGUAACUCAUUUGUUUUCUUCUCAAAAUGCACUACUAGCUGUUUUAAACCCCGGGCGUCUUGCCCCAUCCGGAGUCCCAAAUCCGGCCCAAAUUAGCAACUCUUUUACUACCUUCUGUCACCUGCCCGAUCGAGAUUAGCAUAGCGAGUGCGGUCACAUGGAGUAGGUAUUGGCAAUUUGGCAGGAAGUAAAGGAGGCAGCAAUAGAUUCCGGGCUUCCAGCACCAAAAUACUGUUCAUGGCGUUCCCCUACGCGCAUGCUUUCCCAGAGGCUGCGGCACUGUGCAGUGCAGUGGGUUGGCAACGUGGGAAGAGUAAUUGUGGGUCACCGGCCACGAGAGACACGGAACCUGGAGGAGAGUUAAAAGAGGAGCAGAGCCUCUGCGUUCUGAUACCAUCCGGGGCUCGAUCCGGCUGCCCGCCGGCCGCGCCGCGCCGCGCAUCCAUGGCCUGUUCAACUGCCCCCGGCAACACUGGUACUCUGACGAUGUCACAUGUCCUAUAGUUUCAGGGGGUACUCGCCUAUAAGCUAUAACCAUUUUUUUUUUGCCACGAAUCACCGGCCCAUCACGUUCUCCUUUGCGAAGAAAACAUAUCCAUGAGAUCGUCCCGUGAAAGUUUCUCCUUUUUUUUUCUGGCUGCUUUUUGGUCUCGUCCGUUUGCAUCCAUUUGUAUUUUUCUGUAGCUACCCUGAGAGUUGUUUAUACAGUGUCAGUAGAGUGGAGCGGGCUGUGGUGCGUGUGGCCCCCGGCCACUUUCAGCAGCGUCAAGUGCGCAUCUGCGCCUUCAUUUGACUUUGGGGACUGAAAGGAGGACUAGCGUGCUGCACUCUGCUUUUUAGAUGCUGGGCAGGUAGAAAGAACAGGGCUACGACUUGCACAAUGCAUAACGGCCGAAUAAUGUGUGGAUGCCAUGUGGCAGAUACAUGUGCUUCUCGUCACGGGAGUAGCACUGUUUUGGGGUGCGUAGAAUACUAAACGGGUAUGACUUUGCUCAUUUUUCUUGUCCUACGGACUGCUGUAUAGGUGAUCCAUCAUUUCCUCUGAAGUAAAAAACCAGUAAUUGAAUUGGAUCUGUAGUGUUUUCAGACUCGCUGAGUCUGAAUUAUUCAGACUGAACCUUCACUGUACUGUGCUUCUUCUCAAGAUUUACCCUGUGAUUUAUGAUCAGGCUGUAGAGGGUGGCCAUUUUUUAGGUGUACGAGUUCUGCUUCGGUGGCUUUAAGUGGAUAUUCUUUUUCUUAUGCAGUUCUGUGAUGGGGUGACUACAUACAAUGGCCUCGAGAGAUGCAUUUUCAACAGUUCCUCCUAUGAUGAGGAUAGUGGCAUUAGUGCAACAACUGGGGUAGAUGGAUGUGUCACCACUGAUUCCCUUGAUGAUGAAGUUUCAAGUUGCUCCUCCAGCAAAGAUGUUGAUGGGUCUUCCUUCUCUUCACAAUACAUUUCAUCGAGCAAGCAGGAGGAGCAUUCAGUUUAUGGGUUGGAUACACUUGACACUGUCCAUCAACUACCUGUCAAAGGGAAGAAUCCAAUCAGAUAUACAUUGAGUGCUUCAGAUAUUGAAACCAUGAAGGAGAAAUUUGCAAAGCUGCUGCUCGGUGAUGACAUUUCGGGAGGUGCGAGGGGUGUUUGUGCUGCUCUGGCCUUGUCCAAUGGGAUAACCAAUCUCUCAGCCACUAUUUUUGGAGAGCUGUGGAAGCUGGAACCACUGUGUGAGGAGAAAAAGAUCAGGUGGCGGAAGGAAAUGGACUGGUUACUUUCUCCCACAACUUACAUGGUCGAGCUGGUUCCGACAAAGCAAAAUGGAGCAGAUGGGUGCAUAUUUGAGAUUAUGACUCCAAAGGCCCGUUCAGAUGUUCAUGUGAACCUUCCUGCUCUGCAGAAGCUUGAUUCUAUGCUCAUUGAAGUUCUGGACUCAAUGGUGGACACAGAGUAUUGGUACGUGGAGAGUGGUAGCCGAGCUGGUGACCGGGGCAAAAAUAAUGGUCCAAGACAGACCAAAAAGUGGUGGCUCCCAUCCCCUUGUGUCCCUGAACAAGGGUUAUCUCAAUUUCAGAGAAAAAGAAUAAUAUUUCAGGCUAAACUUGUCCAUCAAAUCCUCAAAGCUGCAAAGUCAAUCAAUGAGCAGGUCCUGCUUCAGAUACCUAUUCCCACAGCUGUUAUGGGCGCCCUUCCUAAGUCUGGCAGAGCUAGCUUGGGUGAAGACUUGUACCAUGCUAUAACCACCGACUAUAUUCCUAUAGAAGAUAUCUUCAUUUCUCUCAGUUUAAAAACUGAGCAUAGUGUGCUUGAGACUAUGAACCGGUUAGAAGGUGCAUUGUUUGCAUGGAAUCAAAGGAUCUCAGAGGAAAGAAGCAAGAAAUCCCCAGGGCGUCAUUCCUGGAAUUUCAUGAAGGACAGUUCAUCAGAAGUAGAGAAGAUGACUGCAUGUAUAGAAAGGGUUGAAACUCUCAUGCAGCUUCUGAAAUCCAGAUUUCCCAACCUGCCUCCAACAUUUACAGAUGUUGUGAAGGUCCAGUAUAACGAGGACGUUGGGCAUGCCAUUGUGGAGGCAUACUCCAGGGUUCUUGUUGGGGUCUCAUUCAGCAUACUGUCAAGGAUAGCAGAGGUCAUGCUUGAGGACGACCUGAUCAAGAAGCCCAACACACCCAUGGCCACCCUGAAGUUUGACCUGUCGUCCGACGUAUACCUGGCGGGGAUCACCGAGACGCCGCCAGGCCACAUCCGACGGUCACUCAUGGACCAGAUCAGCAUGGUCGACGGUCGCUUCGAUACGGUCGUCAAGAAGAAGGGGGCUAAGCAGCUGAUGUGGUGAAAGAUAGACCAUGUGAAGUGAAGCUCUUGGCAGUGGUCGUAGGGCUGUUGUACAGGGUGAUGCGAGGGGGACUGCGUCCCGGCUACAUACAGAAGUUCUUUUACCUUGCU
Messenger RNA from Brachypodium distachyon (stiff brome), 3143 nucleotides. RefSeq names its product rop guanine nucleotide exchange factor 14. Gene Ontology annotation, molecular function: guanyl-nucleotide exchange factor activity. The transcript is spliced from 7 exons. The record is from RefSeq and is a predicted model, not a curated record. NCBI's taxonomy places the organism in Eukaryota, Viridiplantae, Streptophyta, Magnoliopsida, Poales, Poaceae. Bases 1462 to 3033 code for a protein of 523 amino acids.